Molecule: messenger RNA, 897 nt
Organism: Procambarus clarkii (red swamp crayfish)
Lineage: Eukaryota; Metazoa; Arthropoda; Malacostraca; Decapoda; Cambaridae
Product: zinc finger CCCH domain-containing protein 13-like
Source: RefSeq, a predicted model, not a curated record
AUGUACCAGCCCCGUGACAUGUACCAGCCCCGUGACAUGUACCAGCCCCGUGACAUGUACCAGCCCCGUGACAUGUACCAGCCCCGUGACAUGUACCAGCCCCGUGACAUGUACCAGCCCCGUGACAUGUACCAGCCCCGUGACAUGUACCAGCCCCGUGACAUGUACCAGCCCCGUGACAUGUACCAGCCCCGUGACAUGUACCAGGCCCGUGACAUGUACCAGCCCCGUGACAUGUACCAGCCCCGUGACAUGUACCAGCCCCGUGACAUGUACCAGCCCCGUGACAUGUACCAGCCCCGUGACAUGUACCAGCCCCGUGACAUGUACCAGGCCCGUGACAUGUACCAGCCCCGUGACAUGUACCAGCCCCGUGACAUGUACCAGCCCCGUGACAUGUACCAGCCCCGUGACAUGUACCAGCCCCGUGACAUGUACCAGCCCCGUGACAUGUACCAGCCCCGUGACAUGUACCAGCCCCGUGACAUGUACCAGCCCCGUGACAUGUACCAGCCCCGUGACAUGUACCAGGCCCGUGACAUGUACCAGCCCCGUGACAUGUACCAGCCCCGUGACAUGUACCAGCCCCGUGACAUGUACCAGCCCCGUGACAUGUACCAGCCCCGUGACAUGUACCAGCCCCGUGACAUGUACCAGCCCCGUGACAUGUACCAGCCCCGUUACCGUGACACACAGCCCCGUGACAUGUACCAGCCCCGUGACAUGUACCAGCCCCGUUACCGUGACACACAGCCCCGUGACAUGUACCAGCCCCGUGACAUGUACCAGCCCCGUUACCGUGACACACAGCCCCGUGACAUGUACCAGCCCCGUGACAUGUACCAGCCCCGUGACAUGUACCAGCCCCGUUACCGUGACACACAUCCUACCAUAUAA